AUGAGGUACGGAAACCUCAACGACGAGGGACUGAUUCCUCCAUCGGCUUUCACCGGAUCGAGUCUUCCCAUAGAUAAUGUGAGAAUCGAAGAGUUUGAAGUGUUUGACCUGCGAUUUCCGACCAGUCUCGAUGCAUCAGGGUCCGAUGCCAUGAAUCCGGCAGGAGAUUACAGUGCUGCCCACAUCCAGCUUAAAACCAAUACGGACCUCACAGGUCACGGUAUAUGCUUUACGAUCGGACGAGGUAACGACCUCUGCGUUGCUGCCGCUGGUCAGAUUGCAGAACGACUUGUCGGCAAGACACUAGGUGAUCUGACCAAGAACAUGGGUGAAACAUGGCGUCAUCUUGUGGCUGAUUCUCAGCUUCGAUGGGUAGGCCCCGAGAAAGGAGUCAUACAUCUCGGACUGAGCGCCUGUGUCAACGCGCUUUGGGACCUUUGGGGCCGGUAUCUUAAUAAGCCGAUCUGGAAACUAGUUUCUGAUAUGACCCCGGAAGAGCUCGUCGCCUGCGUUGAUUUCAGAUAUACUCUCGACGCUAUUACCCCGGAUGAAGCGAUAAAGAUAUUAAAGGAACAAGAGAAGACGAAGGCAGCUAGGUUCGAGGACGCACAGAAGAGCGAGGCCGUCCCGGCGUACUCGACCCAAGCUGGCUGGCUUGGUUUCAGUGAUGAACGGAUGAUAGAACUGAUCAGCUCAAACCUUGCCGAGGGAAUUGAUAAAUUCAAACUUAAAGUUGGUGGUAACCUACAGGACGAUAUUCGCCGGGUCAAGAUUGCACGAGACACGAUUGGCUACGAUCGUACGAUGAUGCUUGAUGCCAACCAGAUUUUCAUCGAGGAACCGACCUCUCCUGAUGACAUUCUUGGGCAUGCGACCAUUCGCAAAGCGCUCGUACCCUAUGGUGUCGGUGUAGCAACCGGCGAGCACUGUCAAAACCGUGUCAUCUUCAAGCAGUUAUUGCAAGCUGGCUCUAUAGACUACUGCCAGAUAGAUGCAUGCAGACUCGGAGGCGUCAAUGAGGUUUUAUCUGUGCUGCUGAUGGCGAAAAAAUUUAAUGUGCCAAUCGUGCCACAUAGUGGAGGCAUUGGCCUCAACGAAUAUACGCAACAUCUUGCCCUUCUCAACUACAUUUGUAUAUCGGGCGAGAAGAGUCUUCUUGAACACAUUAACUCUUUCAGCGAAGUUUUGAAGUACCCUGUACAAACAGAGAAUGGAUUCUUCGUUACCCCCUGGGAGGCAGGUUACAGUGUGGAAUACAAGGCUGAAGCAAUUGCAACCUAUGAGUAUCCAAACGGGUGCUUCUGGCAAAGCGAGCAAGGUCUUGCUAUUCGAAAUGGUCCGAAACUGUAA
Molecule: messenger RNA, 1350 nt
Organism: Penicillium daleae
Lineage: Eukaryota; Fungi; Ascomycota; Eurotiomycetes; Eurotiales; Aspergillaceae
Exons: 4
Coding region: 1-1350 (449 amino acids)
Biological process (GO): carbohydrate catabolic process
Molecular function (GO): hydro-lyase activity; magnesium ion binding
Source: RefSeq, a predicted model, not a curated record